AUGAUCAUCUACUCGCUUCUUAUCGCUUACACUUUCCAUCUGAUCAACGCCAUACCCGUGCCGAAUGGACAACUCGGCAGUGCAGAAGUCGAAUGUGGAGAUACAACAAUUGAGGUGGUAUUUUUGACUGAAGAUACAUUUAAAGGAAGAAUCUUCGUUAUUGGCCAUGCGAAUGACUCAAGAUGUUCCUCACGAGAUACUGGACGACGUACCACUUCGAUUAUCAUUAACAAAAACGAGUGUGGCGUGAUAACAACGAGAUCUAUAAACCCUCCCGGAUUGUUCUCUAGCGUAAAAGUUAUGAUCUCAUUUCACAACGAUUUCAUUACAAAGGUCGAUCGGGCCGUCGCCAGUUUCAAUGAACUAGCCCAGAUGCCUCGAUGUCGUUAUGAGGUGAUCAACCCGCAAACAAAGGAGACCGCUGAUGUGGUAACCGUUGGAAGCAAACUGCUUCAUCGGUGGAUAUGCGAGAGCACAACUCCGGAUCUUUGGUGCAUGACCGUACACUCGUGUCAUGUUGAAGACGACGCCGGAACGACGUUUUCAAUCUUGGAUGAGAGAGGGUGUUCUAUCGAUCGAUACCUUCUAGACAACAUCGAAUAUGGGCCAGGAGCGCUGCAGGCACAAAAGGAAGCACAUGCAUUCAAAUUUGCCGACAAAGUGGUGGUAAACUUCCAGUGCAGCGUACGGAUCGACAUUCGUGAUGGAGAAUGCCCGAUACCCAACUGCGCAGAACCAAUUGAACGGCAACGACUACGACCUCGGUCAGCUGGCUACAUUCGCGAGUUUCCGUUGCUGCAAAACGGUUCGGUAGAGUUAGACGUUCGAGCCCAGCAGUUCGACGUGCUGGAUCCACAAAUAGGUCAAACGCUUCAACAGCACAAACAGAAAGAUGAAAAUCUGAACGAUAAUUACAAGACCAACGGCUUCUCGAAAAACCCACCGCUUUUUCCACUUCUCUUCACUGAGGAAGAGCAGCAGGCCAGCGUCGCAUAUGGCUGA
Messenger RNA from Angiostrongylus costaricensis, 1002 nucleotides. The record is from the annotation of a GenBank genome assembly. NCBI's taxonomy places the organism in Eukaryota, Metazoa, Nematoda, Chromadorea, Rhabditida, Metastrongylidae.